Orycteropus afer afer is the source of this 1896-nucleotide messenger RNA. It is a transcript of the gene AMER2, whose product is annotated as APC membrane recruitment protein 2. Gene Ontology annotation, biological process: regulation of canonical Wnt signaling pathway. Gene Ontology annotation, cellular component: plasma membrane. The transcript has a single exon. NCBI's taxonomy places the organism in Eukaryota, Metazoa, Chordata, Mammalia, Tubulidentata, Orycteropodidae. Bases 13 to 1896 code for a protein of 627 amino acids. Gene Ontology annotation, molecular function: beta-catenin binding; phosphatidylinositol-4,5-bisphosphate binding. The record is from RefSeq and is a predicted model, not a curated record.
CGCUCGGCAGACAUGGACUUGCAUUGUGAUUGUGCUGCCGAAACGCCGGCCGCCGAGCCGCCGGCGGGCAAGAUCAAUAAAACCGCCUUCAAAUUGUUUAAGAAGAGGAAAUCGGGGGGCACCAUGCCCAGCAUCUUCGGGGUCAGGAGCAAAGGGGACGGGAAGGGCUCGGCCAAGCCGGGCAUGGUGAGGAGCCGGACUCACGACGGCCUGGCCGAGGUGGCCGUGCUGGAGGGCGCCAGGAAGGAGGACCCGCGCGCGGGCGGCGCGGGCGGCCGCGGGGACCCGGCCCCAGCCGAGCCCCCCAGGGCGGCCGUGAGCGCCGUGGGCUCGCUGGCCCCCAGCUCGGUGGCCAAGUCGCACAGUUUCUUCUCGCUCCUGAAAAAGAACGGGCGCUCGGAAAACGGCAAAGGCGAGCCGGCCGAGCCGCACAAGGCCGGCGGCAAACAAAAGCGGGGGCUGAAAGGUAUCUUCAACAGCAUGCGCUGGCCCCGCAAGGACAAGCGGGCCAAGGAGGAGGACAAGGAGGAGCCCCCCGGCGGCCAGGCCGGACUCAUUCUGCCCGGGUCCCUCACCGCCAGCCUGGAGUGCGUCAAGGAGGGCGCCCCCCGACCCGCGGGCGAGCCCGCCGGCGCCGGCAAGGACGCUCCGCAGGCGCCACCAGGUGAGCCGCGCGGGGGAGAGCAGGUGGCCGCGCCCGCGGACCAGGCUGCAGAGCGGCGCGCCGGCGAGGCCGGGAGCCCCGGGUUACGUAAGGACGCGAGCACGCGGCCGGAGCAGCCCGGCCAUCGCCGCCAGGAGAAGCCCCGGGGCCUCCCCGAAGUCCCGGCGGCGGCCGAGGACGCCUCCAGAACAGGUGACGUUCUGUUCCAGACCGUGCCCCUUGUUGAGUCUGAUUGUGGCAGUGGCCGAGAGUCCGCCGCCCCUGACCCUGCCUGUGUCGAUCCACCCUCAGAGCCAUCGAUUGAUCGUAUAUGUUUGAUGUUUUCUGACGUGGCUUCACUGAAAAGCUUUGACUCUCUUACAGGCUGUGGAGAUAUAAUUGCAGACCAGGAGGAGGGGGCAGGUCCCAGCUGUGACAAGAAUGCCCCGGGAACAAGCAAGCCAGUGCUCUCUAAAAAGAACGCCAGCAUGCUGGCCUACCAAGGAGGCGGGGAGGAGAUGGCCAGCCCGGAUGAGGUGGACAACACCUAUCUCCAGGAAUUCUGGGACAUGCUUUCGCAGACGGAGGAUCAAGGCCCAGGCCCCCAAGAGGUGGCGGUGAAGGCCACUGCAGCGCUGGAGACCAAGGGACUACUGGAGACCGCCAAGGACCCCCGCAGGGUGGAGGGGGCUAAGGAUGUGUCCUUGGUCAAACGCAGGAGGCUCAACCGGAUUCCCAUUGAGCCCCAGCAGAAGGAGGAUCCCAAGCACCCGGAGAAGGACCAGCAGGAAGGUGUCCCCAACAGUGACGAGGGCUACUGGGACUCAACCACGCCCGGCCCGGAAGAAGAAGGCACCAACAGCGGUAAGAAGGCGGGCCUGCCCCGGGAUAGCUACAGUGGGGAUGCGCUCUAUGAUCUAUACGCCGACCCGGACGAAAGCCCCACGGUCCCUCCUGUCACCGAAGACACGUCCUGCUUGUCCCGGUUAAAGCCGGUGUCACCGGUCACCAUAACCUGUCCCUUGCGAACACCAGGCAGUUUGCUGAAGGACUCUAAAAUCCCCAUUAGCAUCAAGCACCUCGCGAACCUUCCCUCCAGCCAUCCGGUGGUACACCAGCAACCCACCCGGAGUGAGAUGCCCAGAACAAAAAUCCCCGUUUCCAAAGUGCUGGUCCGCCGGGUCAGCAGCCGGGGCUUGGCCGGGACCACCAUGCGAGCGGCUGCGUGCCAUGACGGUGCCAAAAAGUUGUGA